This is a messenger RNA of Emys orbicularis (European pond turtle), 3465 nucleotides long. It is a transcript of the gene STYXL2, whose product is annotated as serine/threonine/tyrosine interacting like 2. Gene Ontology annotation, biological process: negative regulation of MAPK cascade; protein dephosphorylation. Gene Ontology annotation, molecular function: MAP kinase phosphatase activity; protein tyrosine/serine/threonine phosphatase activity. The record is from RefSeq and is a predicted model, not a curated record. Gene Ontology annotation, cellular component: cytoplasm. The transcript is spliced from 5 exons. Lineage: Eukaryota; Metazoa; Chordata; Testudines; Emydidae. The coding region runs from base 1 to 3465 and encodes 1154 amino acids.
AUGGCAAGUGGCAAGGACUCAGACAGCGAGCAGGUGGUACCAGAUGAAGAGGAUAGGCCAGACGUGAAGGCAGUGCAGGCCCGCUACCUCCGCAGCCCCUCCCCCAGCCAGUAUUCAGUGAUAUCAGACACAGAGACAGAAAGCAUCUUCAUGGAGCCUAUCCACCUGUCCUCUGCAGUAGCUGCUAAACAGAUAAUCAAUGAAGAGCUGAAGACAAAGGAGGUUAAAGUGGAUUCAGUUUGUCCGGGGAUGUUGGAGUCUGCAGAGCAGCUGCUGGUGGAGGACCUGUACAACCGAGUUAAAGAUAAGAUUGAUGACACCAGCUUGUUCAACACACCGUGUGUGAUGGACUUGCAGAGGGCACUCAUGAAGGACAGGCUGGAGUCCCCCUGGGAUCCUGUGGAUGAAGUCUGGCCCAACGUCUUUAUAGCAGAAAAGAGUGUUGCAGUGAACAAAGGCCGUCUGAAGAGGCUUGGGAUCACUCAUAUCCUGAAUGCGGCUCACGGUACCGGCGUGUACACAGGGCCAGAUUUCUACAAUGGUUUGAAUAUCCAGUACUUGGGCAUUGAGGUGGAUGAUUUCCCAGAGAUGGACAUUUCCAAACACUUUCACCAGGCUGCGGAGUUCCUUGAUGAAGCACUGCUGACAUACAGAGGUAAAAUCCUGGUAAGCAGUGAAAUGGGAAUCAGUCGCUCGGCUGUGCUGGUGGCUGCUUACCUGAUGAUCUUCCACCACAUGACCAUCUUAGAGGCCCUAAUGACUAUAAGGAAGAAGCGUGCCAUUUACCCCAAUGACGGCUUCCUGAAACAGCUCAGGGAGCUCAAUGAGAAGCUGCUGGAGGAACGAGAGCAAGAAGACGCUGGGGAUGAUGAUGACACAGCCAGCCAGAGUUCUGUCAUCGAAGCAGGGACCCAUUCCCUGCUGUCUGGAGUGGAGGUCUCUGGGAGUGUCAUGGGAGCCAAAGUGCACUCCAUCACGGUAGAGGAAGAGGAUACCACCAGCAUUCUGGGAAGUGUUAUGAGUUCUUCAUCCAUGGGAAAAGCUAGCUUGGUUUCCAAACAGCCCACUCUGAUCAGUGAGGAGGAGGAGGAACAGCUGUAUGAGGAAUGGAGGAAGAAGCAAGGCCUGCCAGCAAGAGAACCACCAAAUCAAGAUGUGGAAAGCACACCUCCAAAACUUCCAGAUCAGGGAGAAGAGGAAUGUGAGGAGAAUGUGGAACAGAUGAUUCAAGAGUGGCAGAGUCGAAAUGCAAAAUAUGAAAAGGAAGGUUAUUGGCUACCCAGGGAGGAGGAUGGAGUCUCCAACAUGGGAGAAAGGCCGUAUCCUUCAAGUGAACUGGGUGACGCGGAGAGUGUGAGCAGCCUUGACAUCCGAACUCUGAAGCAACAACUGGAAGCCAGCAGCAUCAACAGGCUGAGGAGGGGCCGCACAGACUCUAUGUCUACGGAGAGCACCUGGGAUAUGUGGAACCAGAGGCUGCUGGAGAUUGAGAAGGAAGCUGCUCAGAGAUACCGUUCCAGGAAUAAAAGUGGUGAUGCUAGUCCAGAACCAGAGCCAGGAAGAAAGAGCAGAGAUGUGGAUGUGGAGAGUGUUGUUUCGGACACCAGCUCCUUUCAUAACUUCUGCAAAAAGAACAAAGACAAGCUGACCCCUCUUGAAAGGUGGAAGAUCAAGAGAAUCCAGUUUGGCUUUCACAAGAAGGAUUUAGAAUCCUCUGUGUCCCCCAAGAUGGAUGAUGGCAGCCAGCCAGUCGAGGAGGCAGCAGAAGAAGAGAAGGAUCUAUCAGAUGUCAACCUGACAGCUUACCAGGCCUGGAAAAUAAAACACCAGAAGAGGGUGGGCAAUGAGAACAAGGAUGAUAUUGUGGAGCUUGCCAAGGGCGAAGAUUCUGCUUCAGCCAAAAGGAAGCAGAGGAGAAUGGAGCUACUUGAACAUUCAAAAAAGAUCCUGGAAGAAAGCCAGUCCCUGUGCAGUUGGGAGACAGAGAGCGCAAUGAGUGGGAGUAUCCCGCUGUCAUCUCUUUGGCCCUCAGCACCUUCCAUAAGCGGUGCUGAGGAUUCAGCUUCUUCACUGAGCAUGCAGAGCAACCGUUCAUCUUUACCUCAGAACAGAAGCAGUGCUGGGGCUAUGCAGCCCCAAAUGCCAGCUAUACCUCUACCCAACAUCCCAGUUGGCCCAGGUGAUGCGAUAUCCAUGGCCAGCAUUCAGAACUGGAUUGCCAGUGUGGUUAAUGAAACCAUUGCUCAGAAACAAAAUGAGAUAAUGAUGUUGUCCCACCCGCCCUCCACACUGGCCUCCAGCGUGAAGUCAGGUGACUUUGGCAGAUGCCUCGAUGAUGACAAGGCCUCCCUUCUCAGUGCACAGAGUGGUUUGUUUGUAGCUAGCUCUCUGCUCCGCCAGAGGGACAUGAGCGGUGCUGACACGCAGUCCAUUCUGUCUUCCAAUGCCUCAAUGAGCGUGAGGACAGGAGGGUCUAGCUCCAGCAUGAGGGUGACUCAAACAAGCAAGCCGCUGUACAGCCUCUUUGCAGAUGACAUUGACCUGAAAAAACUCAGCCGGAAGGAGAAGGAGAUGCAAAUGGAGAUGAGAGAAAAAAUGUCAGAUUAUCAAAUCGAGAAGCUUGUCAGAGACAACAAGCGCAGCACUUUAUUUAAGAAGAAGAAGGCCCAGGGAGAAGAUGAAGAAGAGAAAGUCGAAGACAACACAGAGAACACAAUAGGUGGCAUUCGGUACCCCUUCCAAACAGAUCUUGACAGAACUGAUACAGCUUCUGCUUUCUCUGGUCAGUUUGCAAAUACUGGUGCCAUGAAUUCAGAGGUGGACACCAAUGUUAAUAAGUGGCUGAGUGGCCUGAAAGCAGAAGGAAAGACAUCAUAUCAUGACCAUGCUGAAAAGGCUAGAGAGAAAUACAAUAGAUCAUCCACUCUCAGAGAGGUGGACUCUGAAGCAUGCAAGUAUAACUUCUCCAGAUCCCAAAGAGAAGAGACGAACAGUUCUUCUUCCUAUCAGUGUAAAGGUGAUUCACUGAGAACCACAUCAAGAUUUUCCUCUACCUCUGCAAAAGAGGACAAGGAAAUGUACAAGUUCACACGAACAAAGGCCAGAGAGACAAGUUCUAGGGAAGAAAGCCCAGAGCCAUCCUAUGAUUCUGAAUCCCCAGGACCAUCAACGCAGAGUCGAGUCAGAUCCCGUCACUUGGAAAAAUCUGAAGAGGAGUCUAGUUCCAACAUGUCAGAAUUUGGAGCAAAGAGAAAGUUCAUUCAGAGUUUUUCAAAGUCUGAAGAGGACGGAGACAGAGAAGAGAAGGUGGAAGAAAGUGAAGAGAGGUUUGCAUCAAGGCAAUUCUCGCAGUACAGACGAAGCACCCACAAGGAAGAAGAAAUGGAUGAUGAUGCCAUUAUUGCUGCCUGGAGAAGCCGGCAAGAAGAAACUAAGGCAAAGCUCCGUCGAAGAAGAGAGGAAUGA